Knipowitschia caucasica is the source of this 1074-nucleotide messenger RNA. The record is from the annotation of a GenBank genome assembly. Lineage: Eukaryota; Metazoa; Chordata; Actinopteri; Gobiiformes; Gobiidae.
AUGUUUUGGUUUUAUGUCCGUGAAUCAGCCUGGAAGAAUCCUUCAGACUUAUGUAAGGGCACAGAGCUCACCUGUCGGGACAAGUCUCUGAGGGAUGGUGCGGGGGAUGGGGGUGAGGAGGUGAGUGUGGGUGAUGGGAGUGAGGAGGUGAGUGCGGGUGAUGGGGGUGAGGAGGUGAGUGCGGGUGAUGGGAGUGAGGAGGUGAGUGCGGGUGAUGGGGGUGAGGAGGUGAGUGCGGGUGAUGGGAGUGAGGAGGUGAGUGCGGGUGAUGGGAGUGAGGAGGUGAGUGCGGGGGAUGGGGGUGAGGAGGUGAGUGCGGGUGAUGGGAGUGAGGAGGUGAGUGCGGGUGAUGGGGGUGAGGAGGUGAGUGCGGGUGAUGGGAGUGAGGAGGUGAGUGCGGGUGAUGGGGGUGAGGAGGUGAGUGCGGGGGAUGGGGGUGAGGAGGUGAGUGUGGGUGAUGGGAGUGAGGAGGUGAGUGCGGGUGAUGGGGGUGAGGAGGUGAGUGCGGGGGAUGGGGGUGAGGAGGUGAGUGCGGGUGAUGGGGGUGAGGAGGUGAGUGCGGGUGAUGGGAGUGAGGAGGUGAGUGCGGGUGAUGGGGGUGAGGAGGUUAGUGCGGGUGAUGGGAGUGAGGAGGUGAGUGCGGGUGAUGGGAGUGAGGAGGUUAGUGCGGGGGAUGGGGGUGAGGAGGUGAGUGCGGGUGAUGGGAGUGAGGAGGUGAGUGCGGGUGAUGGGGGUGAGGAGGUGAGUGUGGGUGAUGGGGGUGAGGAGGUGAGUGUGGGUGAUGGGGGUGAGGAGGUGAGUGUGGGUGAUGGGGGUGAGGAGGGGGAUGGGGGUGAGGAGGUGAGUGCGGGUGAUGGGAGUGAGGAGGUGAGUGUGGGUGAUGGGAGUGAGGAGGUGAGUGUGGGUGAUGGGGGUGAGGAGGUGAGUGCGGGUGAUGGGAGUGAGGAGGUGAGUGCGGGUGAUGGGGGUGAGGAGGUGAGUGUGGGGGAUGGGGGUGAGGAGGUGAGUGCGGGUGAUGGGAGUGAGGAGGUUAGUGCGGGUGAUGGGGUGCGGGGGAUGGGGGUGAGGAGGUGA